GAAGGGCCAAGAGAACCUCAAGACAGACCUCGUGCGCAGGAUAAAGAUGUUGGAGUAUGCCUUAAAGCAAGAGAGGUCAAAAUACCACAAGCUGAAGUUUGGAACCGAACCGAACCAAGGGGAGAAGAGAGUGGAACUGUCAGAACCAGUUUCCAAUGGCCCAGCGGAAACAACUUCACUGGAAAGCAACCCACUGGUGUGGAAAGAAGGGCGUCAGCUGCUCCGGCAGUACCUGGAAGAAGUGGGCUACACAGACACCAUCCUGGACAUGCGCUCCAAGCGAGUGCGCUCCCUGCUGGGCCGCUGCUCCGUGGAGCUGAACGGCACCGUGGAGCCCAGCGACUUGGGGCUGGGCCCCGCUUCGGGCCCCACUGGGCUGAACGGGGGCGAGUCGUUGCUUGUCAAACAGAUCGAGGAACAGAUUAAAAGGAACGCUGGGAAGGAGACAAAGGACCGGAUCAGCAGCUCGGUGAUGGAGAAAAUCCCCUUCCUCCAGAACUGCGAGGACGAGGACAGUGAUGAAGAGGAAGAUCUGGAAGGCCUUCCUCUCGAGACCCAGCGGCAGCACAAGAAACAACGAGUAAAGCUUGCCACAAAGCCCCUGAUGCCUGAGGUGGAGGAUGAGGAGGAUGAUGAAGACUCUGAGGAUGCCUUGAACGAGUUUGACUUCUUGGGCUCUGGGGAGAACGGCGAGGGCUCCGGGGACGCCCGGCGCACCGGGGACGGGAACGAGCUCGAGAGCCGGAGAGUUAAGCUUCAAGGCAUGCUUGCCGAUCUCCGGGAUGUUGACGGGCUCCCUCCUAAACCAUCUAUUCCAUCUGCCAUCUCCAGUCAUCCCAGGUCUCACGAAGGGUCGCUUGGCUUCUCCUCGGACGUGUUUAUCAUGGACACCAUCGGCGGAGGGGAAGUAAGUCUGGGGGACCUGGCAGACCUGACCGUCACCAACGACAACGAGCUCAGUUGUGACCUGUCGGAUGGCAAGGACGCCUUUAAGAAGACUUGGAAUCCCAAGUUCACCCUCCGGAGUCACUACGAUGGGAUUCGGGCCCUGGUUUUCCACCACACGGAGUCCGCGCUGGUCACCGCCUCUGAGGACGGCACGCUGAAGCUGUGGAACCUCCAGAAGACGGUUGCUGCCAAAAAGAACGCCGCACUGGACGUGGAGCCGGUCUACGCUUUCCGGGCGCACAGGGGUCCAGUGCUCUCCGUUGCCAUGGGCUGUAACAGUGAAUAUUGCUACAGUGGCGGAACGGACACCAAGAUCCGCUUCUGGAGGAUCCCGGAUUUGAGCAUGGAUCCAUACGACCGUUACGAUCCAGGAGUCCUCAGCAACGUCCUGGAAGGCCACAUGGAUGCGAUCUGGGGCCUGGCAUUCAGCCCUUCCAAGAACCGCCUGGCUUCGUGUUCAGCAGAUGGGACAGUCAGAAUAUGGGACCCUAGCGAGAACCCAUCCUGCCUCAGCACCUACAACACGGAGCGUGAGUACGGAAUCCCUACCUCUGUCGUGUUCGCCAGCACGGACCCUGCCCAUGUUGUGGCCGCCUUCCGAACGGGCAACACGGUGCUGUACGACUUGGAGACCUCCCAGCCCAUCCUGACGCUGGAAUCCAGAGCUGCCACUGGAUUCAGUCAAAUCAAUCACGUGGUGAGCCACCCGACACAGCCCGUCACCAUCACGGCGCACGACGACCGAGGGAUCCGCUUCUUGGACAACCGGACAGGGAAAGCCAUCCACUCCAUGGUCGCUCACUUGGAUGCUGUCACCUGCCUCGCCGUGGACCCCAACGGGGUCUUCCUCAUGUCUGGAAGCCACGACUGCUCCCUGCGCCUCUGGAACCUGGACAACAAGACGUGCGUGCAGGAGAUCACGGCCCACCGCAAGAAACACGAGGAGGCCAUCCAUGCUGUGGCCUUCCACCCUAGCAAGGCCCUGAUCGCCAGUGCCGGGGCCGACGCCCUGGCCAAGGUCUUUGUAUGA
This is a messenger RNA of Emys orbicularis (European pond turtle), 1978 nucleotides long. RefSeq names its product striatin 4 (gene STRN4). NCBI's taxonomy places the organism in Eukaryota, Metazoa, Chordata, Testudines, Emydidae. Gene Ontology annotation, cellular component: dendrite. The coding region runs from base 47 to 1978 and encodes 643 amino acids. The transcript has 16 exons. The record is from RefSeq and is a predicted model, not a curated record. Gene Ontology annotation, molecular function: protein phosphatase 2A binding; armadillo repeat domain binding; protein-containing complex binding.